ACAAAUUAUCCAACGGUUAUUUCCUGGUGCUACUUAUAAAACUGUUGCAAAAAGUCAUUUGGUCUUCCAUAAUUCUUCCAAAAGUGACCGAGCAACAUUUUCAUCUACAACUGAAUCCAAAACAGAAACCUUGGUACCUUCUUUAAUAUUUGAAGAAAUCCAUCCCAUUUCAAGUUCAAAGAAGAAAAAAAAAACUGAUGUGUUGGUUUCUUGA
Molecule: messenger RNA, 214 nt
Organism: Diversispora eburnea
Lineage: Eukaryota; Fungi; Glomeromycota; Glomeromycetes; Diversisporales; Diversisporaceae
Source: the annotation of a GenBank genome assembly